AUUCAGACUCUUGUACGCAUCUUUUUUGACUUCAUCCACUUCCCGCUUACGAUAGAACGGAAUAACCAUCUAGAGUAGCACAAAUGACGGGCAGACGGACUGGAAACCGCAUUCGCGGGCCUCACUCUGCGUUGACGGAUUUCCUUGCUGCGAACAACAUCUCCGCGCAACAGAUCAGAGACAGCUACCAGCAGCGCGUCCAACAAGCCGAAGCCGAGGACCCAGCCGCAAACGACGGACAAGACAACCAGGAUGGUGCUGAAGAGGAAGACGCCGAAGCCGCCGCCGAAGCAGCCGCAGCCGAAGCCGCAAUAGAGCGCACGAAGAAGCGGAAGCGCAGAUCGGAAAAGGCCGUGGCCAAAGUCAAGGAAAGCAAAGCAGCAGCCAAGAAGAAGGCCAAGAAGGCCAAAAAGGGAGACGACGACAGUGAUGAGAGUGAUGGCGACUAUGACGAUGCACUCGAGAACAUGUAUAAGAAACCCAAGAAGCUGCCCGGGCAACUGGAGAACUGCGAGACGUGUGGGAAGCGUUUCACGGUCACGCCGUACAGCAAAGCGGCCCCUGACGGCGGGCUGUUGUGUACGCCGUGUGGGAAGCUUGUGGCAAAGGACGAGAAGGCACUCGCUGGCAAGGCGAAGAAGCCGGUUGCUGCGACGAAAAAGCGGAGGAAGCUGGAGAGUGAUCGUCUGGACGGGCUUGUGCGCAACGGGGCGAAGACGCUUGUCCAGCUGUGUAUCGAGAAGGUCGCACAGCAUCACAACGACAUUGAGGAGUUUGGGGACUUGCCAGUCGGCCUGUUGACCCGGUUGGGCGAGAUAUUCGGCAAGAAUAGGGUGUUGAAUUCUCGGACUCUGAGACUGUUUCUGCAGCCUGAUCUCGAUACUCUGGCUGUGCACGAGGCAGCUUACCUGGAGACGGAGGACUACGAGCAAAUAUUCGCAGUCAUUCCACGCAUAAAGAAACUUGUCCUCAACAACGCCUGCCAGUUCAAGGAUUCAUCAGUCGAGUACAUGAAGGAAAAGGCAGGCGGCAUAACCUGGCUCCAGCUGGGCGCCGCAAACCUCGUCUCAAACGACAUGUGGAUCAAACUGUUCGAGGAACGCGGCGCAAACUACGAAACCCUCAAGCUCACAUGGCUCGACGCCGCCUUCGACGACGCCGCCGUCGCAGCAAUGGCCCAGCACUGCACAAACCUCACCCGCCUCAAACUCGAGCGCUGCCGCCAAAUCACACCCACCGGCUUCGAACACAUCAUCCACCUGCCCAAACUCCAACACCUCACCCUCCACCUCUCCCACGAGAUCCCCAGCGACCGCCUCGUCGCCAUGCUCACCACCAUCGGCCACCAGCUCCAAACCCUCUCCCUCCAACGCGCCCUCGACGCAGACGACUCCUUCCUCGCCGCCCUCCACACCACCUGCAACCGCCUGUCCAAGCUCCGCUUCUGCGAAAACGACGCCUGCACAGACGCCGCCUACGCCGCCCUCUUCACAAACUGGACCAACCCCCCGCUACGCUUCGUCGACCUGAACAGCACCCGUGACAUCGACAACAGCAACCCCGACGGCCCGCCCGACACCACCGGUCUCGGCGACGCAGGCUUCCAGGCCCUCAUGACGCAUUCGGGGUCGAAGCUAGAGCACCUCGACGUCUCGUCGUGCCGGCACAUCAGCCUCGCGUGCUGGCUCGCCGUGUUUGACGGCCGGAAGCAGUACCCGUGUUUGCAGACGCUGAAUGUCAAUUUCUGUGGCACCGUGGAUACGACUGUUGUGGCGGGCGUGUUUGGGUCGUGUCCGCAGCUGCGCAAGUUGGAGACGUUUGGGUGCUUUGGGGUGGAGGAUGUGCGUGUGCCGAGGGGGAUUGUGCUUGUGGGUGCGCCGAGGGCGCAGGAUCAGAUUGAGCAGUUUGGGGAGGGGUGGGGGGCUGGACGGGUGGUUGAGGUUGGGGCGUAGGGGUGUUGUAGUUAUGGUGGUGUGGAAUUGGGGAAAGGGGGGGCGUUUGGUGGUUGUAUUAAGGAGUAUAUAUGGAAGCGUUGCGACGUGAGUAUAUGGAUUUAUAGACUUAUACCGCGCACCCCUUCUGCGUCCUGGCAAGUAGACUCGAUGAUAUCCUUUCUCUCUCUCUCUCUCUCUCUCUCUCUCUCUUAUUCUCCUCUCCCCUCCUCUUCCCCUCCUCACACCCACCUC
Molecule: messenger RNA, 2186 nt
Organism: Pseudovirgaria hyperparasitica
Lineage: Eukaryota; Fungi; Ascomycota; Dothideomycetes; Acrospermales; Acrospermaceae
Product: RNI-like protein
Exons: 5
Coding region: 84-1952 (622 amino acids)
Biological process (GO): SCF-dependent proteasomal ubiquitin-dependent protein catabolic process
Cellular component (GO): SCF ubiquitin ligase complex
Source: RefSeq, a predicted model, not a curated record